Asterias rubens (European starfish) is the source of this 5314-nucleotide messenger RNA. RefSeq names its product speckle-type POZ protein-like. Gene Ontology annotation, molecular function: ubiquitin protein ligase binding. Gene Ontology annotation, cellular component: cytoplasm; nucleus. Gene Ontology annotation, biological process: proteasome-mediated ubiquitin-dependent protein catabolic process; regulation of proteolysis. The transcript has 8 exons. The coding region runs from base 52 to 1143 and encodes 363 amino acids. The record is from RefSeq and is a predicted model, not a curated record. NCBI's taxonomy places the organism in Eukaryota, Metazoa, Echinodermata, Asteroidea, Forcipulatida, Asteriidae.
AACUAGUCCAAGCUGGCGACGUCACGGGCCCCUAGUCCCCCGCCUGCAGAAAUGUCCUGCCCUGUGGCAGAGAAUUGGUGCUACACACAGGUGAAGGUGGUCAAAUUUUCGUACAUGUGGACCAUCAAUAACUUCAGCUUCUGUCGAGAAGAAAUGGGCGAGGUACUUAAGAGUUCCACCUUCUCAUCUGGUGCUAACGACAAACUCAAAUGGUGUUUGAGAGUGAAUCCCAAGGGUCUGGAUGAGGAAAGCAAAGACUACCUCUCCCUCUAUCUCCUCCUGGUCUCAUGUAAUAAAGCAGAAGUCAGAGCAAAGUUCAAGUUUUCCAUUUUGAACGCCAAGAGAGAAGAAACAAAAGCAAUGGAGAGCCAGCGAGCCUACCGGUUUGUCCAAGGCAAGGACUGGGGCUUCAAGAAGUUCAUCCGACGAGAUUUCCUGAUGGAUGAAGCAAAUGGUCUCCUCCCUGAUGAUAAACUCACAUUAUUUUGUGAGGUAAGCGUGGUUGCAGAAACAGUCAACAUUUCCGGGCAGUCAAGUCAAGCCCAACUUAAAGUCCCCGAGUGCCGGUUAGCAGACGAUCUGAGCUCGCUGUGGGAAAGAACAACAUUCAGCGAUGUCACGUUAUGUGUCACCGGCAAAGAGUUCCUGGCGCACAAAGCCAUCCUUGCAGCACGUUCACCCGUCUUCAACGCCAUGUUUGAGCACGAGAUGGAGGAGAAGAAACACGGCAGAGUAGAAAUCACCGACGUGGAACCAGAAGUCAUGAACGAGAUUUUAAGAUUCAUUUACACAGGGAAGGCGCCCAAUUUAGAGAAGAUGGCUGAUGAAUUAUUAGCUGCAGCAGAUAAGUACGCUCUUGAGAGAUUGAAAGUAAUGUGUGAGGAUGCAUUAUGUUCUAAUCUAGUCAUUGAGAAUGUAGCUGAUGUCUUAGUAUUAGCGGAUCUUCACAGUGCAGAUCAGCUUAAAGCUGUAGCAAUCGACUUCAUCAACAGCAGCCACGCCCCAGAGGUGAUGGAAACAGUAGGAUGGAAGACAAUGGUCCACAGUAAUCCGAACCUCGUAGCAGAUGCCUUCCGUGCCCUCGCAACAUCUCAGAGUCCUCCCUUCAUGGGUCCGCCAAGGAAACGGAUCAAACAGAGCUGAGAUUUCCUUUUUGAUAUAAAAUCAUCUUGUCUCCUUUCUAUUAAAACUAUGUACAUUGUACAGUAAGUAAUGUAUAGAUGCACACUGUGGUCAUGGUGUUCUAAUGACAUUAAUUAUUAUGAUAUAAAUAAUUUCUAGUUUUCACACAAGUUUUGUUUGUUUGUUUGUUUGAUGGUCAGUUUAGACAUGGAGUGUAUAUAUUAUUAUAUAUAUGUCUGGAAAAUGAAAUAUGUACAGGCUUUAGAGCGAGUGGAGUUUGGCGCUGGAAAUCUUGUUUUGUGGCUUUGUAUUUGGACUGGCAAGUUGUAAGGCUGAGAUGUGUCAACGUUAAGUCAAUUUAUGUGUUCUUGUUUUAUACGAUCGCAUGUAUUAAAAUGCUGGUUUUUGACAAAUCUUUCUUGAAAUUAACCUGUGAAACCUGUGCUCAUUUUUGUUCUACAAAGAAAACAAAACACACUUGCCACAAGUGAGAAGUGGCUCAAUAUGGCUGUCAUCUCAUAACAAAGCACUGACAUUUCAAUUUUAAACGGCAAAUAAUCGCUGACUUUAAAGCCUGAACUCUGUGAAUAGUAUAUACCAAAGUUAAGGCUGCAGCAAUAUAAUGUAGUGUAGAUUAUAGGGAACAGCGUACUGACCUUCUGUACAUAUCAGUCAUCUCCUAAUGUAUUUUUAUACCUGUCUUGUGUCUCUCUCCCCAUAGGAGAUGUUUAGAUUUGGCGAUGUAUUUGCAAAGUUCAGGUUGCCGUUAAAGAGUUUGAAUGUGGGGAGUUAAUAUAGAAGUAACGUGCAGAUUUGUUUUAAAGGGGUUCGUUUGAACCUGUAGCCCCAACCACACCCCCUCCCUUUUCAAAAGAGACACACCUCCAUUUGUGCAAUUUAUGCAUAGAUUUGAUUGUUUUUUUCUAGUGGUUUUUGGUUUUGUUUUUACCCCAACAUUCUGAAGGCUUCUUUUUUGUUUGCUGUAUUUCGGGAACCUUUGUGAACCUUCGGAAUAUUUUGAGAACCUAUGUGAAGUUUCCAUAACACAGUGAAGGCACAAUAAACAGGCUGGGGGGGGGGGGGGUAACACCAUGCCAGAUAUUAAGCACUAAAUGAUUUUGGGUUUGGAACCAAAACACAGAUCACAAGUGUAGAAACUUUUUAAAGGUUGAACAAAAUAAGUCUUGGAAAAACAAAUUGUGUCAUAUCUCAGAGAUAUCUUGUUCGAUUCAGUUUGUAUUUGCUCUGGUUUUAUUUCAACCACACCCACAAAAAUAUGAAAUAAUUUCCCACAAAAAAAUUCUAAAUUAUUGAAAACAUUGACGCAACGUUUAAAAGCAUCAUUACGUUUAAUUGAUACCUGUGAAACCUCUUAUUGAUUUCAUCACAGGAACAAAAACAUUGAUGGAAGUCAAAACUGCAAAAUUAGUUACAGGUUGAAUGGCUUUUGACCGGCACCCUGAACAAAGAUAUUAACAAAAUAGGGACUCUGUUAAUAUAAGGGCUAAGUAGCUCAGUUGGUAGAGCGCCGGCACGUUAAUCCGGAGGUCGUUGGUUUAAGUCUCUCUGAAGUCAAUGUUUCUUCGUUCAACCCCAAAUUAUUUAAAUCAAACCCAGUCAGUUUCUCUUAAGGUGUGUUUUUUUAUUAAUAAAAAAACCUUAACUUAUUUACUACAUCACCUGAGUGUUGUAUCAUGUAUGAAACAAUGUUGCAUUCUCGGUUUUUUCUGUUUUUUACAAAUACCUUUUCACCCUUUUUCCACUGAACGCUAAUUUUUUUUUUUAAACAUAGCUGUAGAGUUGUAUUAUAAUGCUGUUCAUGAAGUAACCACAUACAUUGUACAAGUUAAUGUAGUUUUAUUUUCAAAACAGGGUCUCCAAGUUAAAUGUUGUACAUACGAUUUAAAACGCAUUUUGUUUUUGUUGGGUUGUACUGCAUUUGGUGCUAUAGACUAGUGUAAGUCUCACACGUAUAUAAACAUUUUUAGAACCACUUAUUUAACGUUUAAAGGACACAUAGUCGCUAUUUCAAAGGGAGAGUAUAUCAUUGGUCAUAAUUACUCAAAAAGUUAUUGAUUAUAAAACAUUACUUGGUAAGGAGCACUGGAAAUAAAACAUAUUUUAGAAACAGCCCCCUUUGAAGCAAAUGUAGUCAUAGAGAAAGGGGUAAGUUUUGUGAACCGGAAAAAGGCUUCGGGCAUGAGAAAGGCUUCACGCAUGAAACCUUCUCUGCAGCAAGUGUGUGUUCUUGCAACAUCCCGACAAUUGAGUCUAAAUCUUCACAGGUUUGUUAUUUUAUGCAUAAUUAUUUUGGGAUACACCAAGUGAGGAUACUGGUCUGUGAUAAUUAUUACCAGAAGUCUACCCUGCCUUUAGAAGGGUAGACGACAUACAAGUUUGACGACAUACAAGACUUGCACUGUCUAUUGAAACCAACUCCCUCGACCUCUGCCCCCCAAAAAUUUUUGCCUGCGCCAUUUUGGGGGGUUCAGAUUUCCCUUGUGCGCAGUGCGCAUUUUAGGUAAACCUGCUUACACAACAUCUUUGCUUUCUUCGAUAAUUUACUUCUGAAGUUCUCAGAAGUUGGGCCCUGCUCACCAACAAAGAAGAGGUCAAAAAACAUUACAGACCUUAUGUAUUUUGAAAUGAAGGUUACUAAUUGUCCAUUCUGUAACCCGCAGUCUUACAUUUAUGUGCAUUUCCAUUGCUUGUUUGCCUCAUUAAUGUAUUUCUAAGAUGGAUGAAGCUUCAGGGUAAGAUUUACACUUAAUGUGGAAGCAAAUACGAUGCGAAUGUCGUUGGCGCCAACAAAAAGUCUACUUAAAACAUUAUUCUUAUUAAGCUUCUAAAACUUUAAGAUGUGCUCUCAUUGCCCUGUUCUUAGUCAGUUCAUCAAUUUUUAACCGUUAACCAACUUGCAGCCCAAGCCAUUUUGCCAAGCAACAGGUCAGAGGUCAAACGCUAAUGUUCUCGAAACUUGCUGCGUCUUUCGAGCACCUUUAAGCGAAAUGUUCAACUUACAGUUCUCCUUGGAAUGAAAUAUCUUUCAUUCUGUUUGAAUAUUUGGAUAAUGUCAUAUUUUGUUUGAGUACAUUUUUCGGAAAACAGACGUUGCUAAGCAGAUGUGUCAUGCUACGCGGAACUUUUAUUAUUGCCAAUACUUAUAUAAACUUUUAAUUUAUUCAUGAAUGAGGUAAGGCUUGAAUAUAAGACAAAGGUCCAUUUGUUAAUGAUGGUAGAGUGUUACAAUGCAUCAUUGUAAUCAUUCGUUUUAUACUUUUAUUUGUUUGUGUGUAUUCCAUAGUUCAAUUAGUUCCAUAGAGUUUGGGAGAUGUUUUGGGCAAUUGAAUGUUUCCAAUAGAUUCCAUGUAUAAUAUCAACUCGUGUUUUAGAACUAAGCUGUCCAAAUUGGGAAUUUCUCCCAAUGGGAGACUUUGGGGGACAUUAGGGCACGUUAGCCGACUCACUAGGUAACGACCUACCAGGUAAAUACAUGAUUCUUGGAACAACAAAAAUAAUGUAGAUUUACCUGUGAAGUCUGCUGCCACCUAGCGUUCAAAAGUAUCCUAUUGGAACCUGCUGUUCUCAAUCUAGUUAUCAAUGUUUCCCAAUAGGGCUAUCCACCCCAUACUGUUGCAUCUGUUAACUGUCAAUGAAGUUAUUCAAAUGAACUAUAAAUUAGGAAUUUUUACCCUAAUAUGAACCUUUUGAAUCUCAAUAUCAUGGAAACCUUUAGAACUCAAUCUGGUUAUGAAAAUCCAAUCUGUCCCAAUUAGGGUUUUUGUACCCUGGUGGGAAUCCAAUGCGCUCUUUGUGUAUAAAUGAUUUUGCUCGAUUUUCGAAUGGCCUUCAUCUUAAGUUGGGAGUCAAACACACACAGGGUUCAAUUCUCAGUAGACAUGGUGCUUGUAUGCAUUGGUGGUAUCGAGUUAAAGUUCAAACAAUAAAUAUCAACAAGUUUAUUUGAUGAUCAUAUUUGAGAUGAAGUCCCGAUUGGAAAUCAAACUUUGACUUAGUAAAUGGGAUUGUGUAAGACGUUAUUCUGGUCGUCAACCACGUGUUCUAAAGACAUUAUUUAAAUAUGAACAUUGCGUGCAAAGCACACCCAACAUGUAAAUAUAUUUUUUCAAUCUUUCUGAUGUAGAUAUUUAUUUGCAUCUCAAUAAAGAAAGGAAUCCGACAAAGCACAAAC